UAGACAGGGCCAUCUCGUACCGAACCCCAUUCACCCGGAUUUCCUCUUGCGUCGGUCCCGUCGCGAAAUCGUCUUCUUCGGUCGUUAGGGUUUUCGAGCGAGCGAGCGAGAGAGAGUUUUGGGGGCGAUGGACGCCAUCGAUUCGGCCAUCGAUCCAUUGAGGGAGUUCGCGAAGGACAGCGUCCGCCUCGUGAAGCGAUGCCACAAGCCCGAUCGCAAAGAGUUCACGAAGGUCGCGUUCCGGACUGCGAUCGGAUUCGUGGUGAUGGGAUUUGUGGGGUUCUUCGUCAAGCUGAUCUUCAUUCCCAUCAACAACAUCAUCGUCGGUUCUUCUUAGGCCAUCAAGAAAGUGGAUUCAUGGGAAUAUAAGGCGAUUUGUUCAGAGCAUUAUUAGUUCGAUUGGACUGGACAUCAGUGUUGUUCGACCUUAGGCCUUUUGUGUUUUCCCCCUAUUAUCUUUGUAAUUUAUACUCAAUACUGCACAUUUUUGAGUGUUUUACCUUGGAUUUUGUCAUAAUCAAGGAGUUUAUGUAGUUUUGACAUUGCAUCUUCAAUUUCUCUAUGGCACUAGUCGACGGAAAUUAUCUUUGUUUUUUACCUUUGAUUUCGUCAUAAUCAAGGAGUUUAUGUAGUUUUGACAUUGCAUCCUCAAUUUCUCUAUGGCACUAGUUGACGGAAAUUUAA
Molecule: messenger RNA, 684 nt
Organism: Eucalyptus grandis
Lineage: Eukaryota; Viridiplantae; Streptophyta; Magnoliopsida; Myrtales; Myrtaceae
Product: protein transport protein Sec61 subunit gamma
Exons: 3
Coding region: 128-337 (69 amino acids)
Biological process (GO): protein targeting; post-translational protein targeting to membrane, translocation
Cellular component (GO): membrane; Ssh1 translocon complex
Molecular function (GO): transmembrane protein transporter activity
Source: RefSeq, a predicted model, not a curated record